Messenger RNA from Postia placenta MAD-698-R-SB12, 3603 nucleotides. RefSeq lists its product as hypothetical. Gene Ontology annotation, molecular function: protein binding. Bases 1 to 3603 code for a protein of 1200 amino acids. The record is from RefSeq and is a predicted model, not a curated record. Lineage: Eukaryota; Fungi; Basidiomycota; Agaricomycetes; Polyporales; Adustoporiaceae. The transcript is spliced from 14 exons.
AUGUCCUUCAGCUUGCGACCGGCCACUACGCAACCGACGUCCUAUGACGUUGAACACAGCAAGGACUUUUGGUAUUGCCACAAUACGCCCGCUCACAAGCUGUGUUACAGGGCUGCCUAUGGGAUGCGACACAAUGCAACCGAAGCUGCAGCACUGGGCCUUCUUGGUCUUCAUUCCUCGUUCGACACACUCUCAACCGUCCCCCUCAAAGCGAUGGGCGAGUCUGCUGUAAAUCGUCUAGACGACGACGAAGACACCUCGGACUAUAUCAACUGCAUCUGCGGCUUCACUUACGACGACGGCUUCUCGAUCGGCGCGACUCCUUCCCCCGCUGGUGCCAUGCGGCUUGCUUCGGGAUCGUCGACUCUCAGCCCCCGCCCCAUCGACAGAGACCCCGCCGUUCGCACACAGAAGGCGCGCCAGAGAGCCGCGCUCGACCUCGAUAGGCAGAAGCGGCGAGUCAGCAAUCCGGGCGUGGACAGGAGGGGGCGGCGGCCAAGCGCGGCUGCGAUAGAUGGGGGCGGUCAGAGCAAACGGAGAAGGAGACCGUCCAUCAACGUGCAGCCGACGGGCGAGGACGAGCUUGUCGACAUUGACGAGCCGUGGUCAUACAGCUAUGUCUCGAUAGACAAGGAUAUCAUCCCCCACAACAACACCCGCGAUAGACUACGCCGCGCCGCGCCGCAGUGGCGGGGCGUGACUGCCCUCGAAGGUGAAUCGUCGACAGCGACAUCCCCCACCACGACGCCCGUCUUGUUGACCUACGACGGCUUCCCCUCGUCUUCACCCAUCCAUUUCACCCCCCUCACAAGGUCCGCGUUCCAUCCCGCCCUCUCCUUGAGCGUCGACCCUUCCCUCCGCCCCCCUUCUUACGCCGUCUCUCGUUCCAUUCCCUCUUCGUCCUUCAUCACCCCGUUCAUGUCCACCAUCAUCCCGUCUACCACUUAUCUGUCCGACCCCCUGAACGCCUAUGCCCACCUCAGUAUGCCGAAGCCCUUUGUCCACCUCAUCGGCCCUCCCCUCGACCUCGCCCUCGAUGCACGGCAGACCGGAAACCAGAGUCGUUUUGUGCGCAGCGGCUGCAGACCGAACGCCGUCCUGCGAGCUGUCCUGUGCCCUCGCAUAAAGCGAAGUAUGUCCGCUCAGCGCGUCGUGGACGAUGGAGAGCCUGAGGACGAAGAUGCGCUGACCUUUGGGAUAUUCGCGCUACGGGACUUGAAGGCCCAUGAGGAGGUCAUGCUGAGCUGGGAAUGGGACGACGGGAGCGUGAUCCACCAUCUGCCGGCGCUGAUCAACAACCUGCACAUCUUCCCGCUGCACCAGUACCGCCAGCAGAUGAUGUCGACGUUGCACACGCUGUCCUCGACCUUCGCCACCUGCUCACGCGGACCAAUGACACGCGACUGCGCCCUCGCUCUCAUGGUCGAGCCUGUCGACUCGCACACGCCGCCAACGCUGACGCCGUCACCCCGCUACCUCCAUCGGGGUGCGGACGUGAUGUGGAACAUUCCCGCCGUUGCGCGCAUGGCAUCGAUCGUGUAUGACUGCCGAGUAAACAUCUUCAUCAAGGACAUGAAGAGCUCCAACGGCAUGUUCAGCAACGGCAAGUGCCUCAGCCCCGAAUGCGUCGAGUCCGAGCCCUUCGAGCUCAAGUCGGAUGACAUUGUGGAAUUCGGCAUCGACAUCGUCGGCGAGGACAACAAGACGAUCACCCACCACAAGGUCGCCGCGCGCGUGGUGUGCGUCCUCACCGAGCAGGAAGCGCAGGCUGCUGCGCGCGCGGAGGCGCAGGCGGGCCCCGCCGCGUACGGUGUCGGCGUACCUCCCGCAGCGGGCGCGUUCAGCUUCGCACCGAGCCAGCCGCCGAAUGCGCCCGGACAGCAGCGUCGCCCGUCGCUCCAGCAGCGCCGCCCGUCACUCCAGCAGGACCUCAUCGAGCUCGGUGACCGCGGCAGGAACAUGCACACGCCUGGCAAGAGCGGGCUCACAUUUGACCACAUCCUGAGCUGCCUGCAGGGCGAGCUGCAGAAGAGUCAUGAUACGGGCACCGAGCUGCAUUCGCUGACGAGUGCGAUGAAUGAGAUACAUGAUACCCUCGGUGGCAACCUGCCGCCGAACCUCCCUCCGCAUCCUUCGAAUCUCCCACCAGUCAUGCCUCCUCAGUCGCAGCAGCAGCAGCAAGAAUCUGAACAACAACAGCCGCCGGCAGCGCCGUCAUCAUCAGAAUCGGGUUUAGCACUCUCGGAACUCCAGUCACGACUGCGUGAGACUCAAAUGUCUCUCGCAAGCCACAUAGACAAAAUCCGCUCCCUCGAGACGAUGCUCGCCGAGCACGAAGCGAUCAAGCGCGAAGUCGGCUCCCUGCGCAAGCUCAUGGAGGAGCGCAAGCGCGAGAUGGACACGUCUCGCGGACGCAGCGGCAGUCCCAGCGGACGCCACCACCAAUACGGGCGCGACGAUAACAUGGCACAUGAUCAGCAUUAUAUGUCCGAUGACGACGACGAUGCACGCAGCGUUUCGACGAUCGUCCCGCACGAGCUCGACCGGGUCGACGAGGAGGACGAGGAGCAGCUGGCCGCGGAGGAGGAAGAGGAGCAGCGGCGGAGGUGGAGGGAUGAGCUGGGUUGUCUGCGCACACCAAAGCCAACGGGCAUGGGUAUGUCCAACGAUGACUAUGAUCACGACCACGAUCACAGCCGAUACAAGCCGCAGCAACGCACUUGGUUGCCGUCUCCUCCGCCCGCGGCCGCGCCAGCUCCCAUACCCGCUGCGGUCCCCGACAGUAUCAGCGAGCGGCUAACGACACUCUCGAAACAACUGGAAUCUGCGCUCGAGCUCUUGCGCUCCCUUGAGGCACAGCAUUCGGUUGUGCAGUUGACUAUCUCCUUGUUGGAGUCAAAGAUCGCCUCGCUGGAGAGUCUCAUGCAUGACACUCGCUCACAAGUUCAGGUGCAGACUGAAGCCACCAAGCAACUGGCCGAGGCCAUGCGCUCGGAGCAACUUCUCGACUCAGCAGCGCAGGAGGCCGAGCAGAGGACGUGGGAGUCGCUGACGGAAAUGGUGAACGAGUGGAAAAAGAACGAAGAGUGGACCGAGGAGCGGGAGCGCCUGCGCUGCGCGAAAGACGAGUGGGAGAUGUGCAUCCGGGUUGUCGAGGAUGGCGUCGGCAGCAACAUUUCGAAGCCCACGCAGCCUGUCAGCAGAGUCGACGCGCCCACGACAGAGGUGAAAACGCAGCAGCUCAUCAAGAGGCCGCUCGCGCUCGCGGUCUGCCUCCAUGACUGCUGGCGUGGAGGUGAGGAUGAGCCGACAAGGAGUCUCAAGGGUAUACCGUUCCCGAUCACCCCGGAGUCCUCAGUGCUGAACCAUCCGCUGUUGUCCUCGGACGAUGCGUCUGGGACAGCAACCGACUCACAGAUGCGGCCACCGCCCAAAGACCUGCCACACUUCAAUCUAUUGGCAGCCCAUGGUCACUGGGGCAGUCUUAUGGCGGAUAAAACCCGAAGGUUCGGUUUCGGUAUAGCAUACAUCACUUCUAGUAGCUGCCCUGGUGAGCGGGUCAUUAUAUACUACAAUAGGGGCCCCAGCUACUUGUGCGUUUGA